ACUCGUCUCGCGAUCGUACUUCGCACAACUUUCCCGAGUGCCCAGCGCGCGUAACGUUCCGCGAGUUUGAAAUUCGAUCGCGUGUUUGAAACUUUUUAGAAGUGUAUAAAGACUAGAGUGGCGUGACACAGGACUUCAGUGGCGUGUCAAAAGUCGGUGCAGUGUUCGUGGAGGGUAGCCUGGAGUCGAUGCACCUCCCGCACGCGAGCCCUCCUGCGCCCAGCAUGGCGGACGUAUAUUCCCACAUCCAUGAGUACUACCGCCAAAGCCAUGGGGAGCUGGUACAGACCGGGUCUCCAGCCGUGUUGUGUUCGGCGUUACCUGGUCACUGGCGCUCAAACAAGAGUUUGCCGGUGGCGUUCAAAGUUGUCGCUUUGGACGACGUGCAAGAUGGAACUUUAGUGACGAUAAAAGCAGGGAACGACGAGAAUGUUAUGGCGGAGUUGAGGAACUGCACGGCAGUGAUGAAGAACCAAGUGGCGAAAUUCAACGAUCUGCGCUUUGUGGGUCGCAGCGGGCGCGGCAAGUCGUUCUCGCUGACCAUCACCAUCAGCACGUUUCCUAGUCAAGUCGCCACUUACAUUAAAGCUAUCAAAGUCACCGUAGAUGGACCUAGAGAACCCAGGACUAAGCAAAACUAUGGCUAUGGUCACCCUGGGGCGUUCAGUCCAUUUCUGCUGAACCCUGGUUGGCUGGACGCGGCCUACCUCAACUACGCCUGGGCCGACUACUUCCGACCGCCGCAGCAAACCGCACUCGUUAAAGGUGGUGUGGCGCCCAUCACAACUCCUCCAGUUGCAAUUCCGGGAUCAGAUCUAUUCCCGUUCCCACCAGCGAUAGCCAAUUUACCACCAGGAGGAUUGCUUCCUCCUCCUGGUGCCUUCUUACCACCAAAUGGACUGCUGCCUUUCCCUCCACAUCCUGCUGAGAUGGCCCUGAAGUCAUUACCACCUGAACUGUCAAUGAAAAAUGGAAUGAACCCAUACGACGCAUUGAGGCAUCUCCAGAGUAAUAUGUCUUCAAUGGAUACAUCGAGCGCUCGAUUAUCGCCUACCAGUAGUAGACAAAGUAGUCCUCGUAGCAUAAACAACGCAAGCCCUGACAGAUCAAAGGCAGAUACGAAGUCAGAAGUCAACUCAGUACACGACGCCACGAUAUCUGAUGAAUCUGAUGAAGAACCAAUUGAGGUGGUCAAGUCUGCGUUCCAUCCGACGCGACCAGCAAAUGUUGAGCUUCAAGAGAUGAAACGAGUCCAAGCCGCUGAUUCGACAGUAUCUGACCGGCCUCGAGUGCGCAACGAACUAAAGGCACCUUCUCAAAGGACCACAAGAAUAUUAUCGACGAGUCCAACGUCAACCAAAAUCAACAACGGCACGAUAGGGACACAUAAAUCAGUGUGGCGGCCAUAUUGACUUUUUUAGUACUAGUGUUCGAUUUAAAUAAUAAUAUCCGCUUCGGUGAGCGGUGUUGUUGAAAUGUGAUAAAACUAUGAGCUUGUAAAUAUUAUAGAGUAUAAAAGAAUUAUAGAUAAAUCAGAUAUUUAUUGUUAGAUAUUAUAUGUAGGUUUAUGGCUUCUGUGCGAUAUGAAUUUUGAGAAUGUAAAAAUGUUAAUUAGACAGUUGUUGUUUUUAUUGCGAAUGUGUUCAAGCUUAUCAUUAAGAUAAUUUUAUAUACUUGAUCUACAUUACAGCGUUAGUGAUAAACAACGUGCGAUGUUUGUAUAGAUUUUCAUAAUUAUUGAAUAUAGACUGAUUACUGAUCACAUUGUUAAAAGACAAUUAGAAAUUGUAGAUUGUAAAUAUUGUAAGAUAAAAUAUUUAUUAUUGAGAAUUGUACAGUAAAUAUUGAGAAAUGGCAUUGUAUGGUCAUAUAAUGUAAAUAUGUAUGUAGAGAUGUCGAGAUAAAGAAGUGAUUCUGAGAAA
This is a messenger RNA of Plodia interpunctella (Indianmeal moth), 1922 nucleotides long. It is a transcript of the gene run, whose product is annotated as segmentation protein Runt-like. Lineage: Eukaryota; Metazoa; Arthropoda; Insecta; Lepidoptera; Pyralidae. Gene Ontology annotation, cellular component: nucleus. The transcript has 3 exons. The record is from RefSeq and is a predicted model, not a curated record. Gene Ontology annotation, molecular function: RNA polymerase II cis-regulatory region sequence-specific DNA binding; ATP binding; DNA-binding transcription factor activity, RNA polymerase II-specific. Gene Ontology annotation, biological process: regulation of DNA-templated transcription. The coding region runs from base 189 to 1412 and encodes 407 amino acids.